This is a messenger RNA of Beta vulgaris subsp. vulgaris (sugar beet), 2751 nucleotides long. Its product is annotated as oligopeptide transporter 7. Gene Ontology annotation, molecular function: oligopeptide transmembrane transporter activity. The record is from RefSeq and is a predicted model, not a curated record. Lineage: Eukaryota; Viridiplantae; Streptophyta; Magnoliopsida; Caryophyllales; Amaranthaceae. The coding region runs from base 233 to 2497 and encodes 754 amino acids. Gene Ontology annotation, biological process: transmembrane transport. The transcript is spliced from 7 exons.
ACUACCCCUAUUGUCGAAACGGAUUGAAGAAAACGUUUCGCCACUAAUUAUAAGUGGAUCAUAUAUAUUAGAACUUACUUCAUAUAGAUAAAUGAAUCUUGGCUGACAACACAAGUCAAAAUUUCCAAUUAGCAAAAAAAUUGAUUUCAUUUCAUUUUCUCCAAUGUACAAUAAUUACUAGUAGUCAAGCUACUAUAUCACAUUUUUGCAUUUUGAGCUCCUCAAUCAAAGAAUGGAAAAUGAAAUUGAAAAUUUACAUUCCCCCUUCAUUCCUAGAGAUGAGCAUCAUCAAGAUGAGAAAAAUGAAGAAAGUCAAAGGCUGAUUUCAUCAAGUUCUACAAAGUCAACAGAAAAUUCACCGGUAAAACAGGUGGCAUUGACGGUGCCAAUAACAGAUGACCCAGAACUGCCGGUUCUGACAUUCAGAACAUGGGUCUUAGGUAUGGUGUCAUGUAUAGUGUUAUCGUUUCUAAACCAGUUUUUCUGGUACAGGACUGAGCCACUAAGUGUAACAGGCAUAGCUGCUCAGAUUGCAGUUGUGCCACUAGGCCAUUGGAUGGCUUCGAACCUUCCGAAUGGUUCGUUGUUCCGAGGAACACGAUGGGAGUUUUCGAUGAACCCGGGUCCGUUUAAUGUUAAGGAGCAUGUACUUAUUACCAUCUUUGCUAAUGCUGGAGCUGGAACAGUUUAUGCAAUACAUGUUGUUACUGCUGUGAAGAUCUUUUACAAGAAAAAUAUCACCUUCUUUGUGUCGUUGCUUGUUGUUUUAACUACACAGGUUUUGGGGUUUGGAUGGGCGGGCGUUUUUCGGCGUUACUUGGUGGAGCCAGCGGAAAUGUGGUGGCCGGCUAAUCUUGUUCAGGUUUCAUUGUUCAGGGCUUUGCACGAGAAAGAAGAACGGCCCAAAGGCGGACUUACUCGCACUCAAUUCUUCCUAAUUGCCUUCACUUGCAGUUUUGCCUACUAUGUUUUCCCAGGCUACAUUUUCCAAAUGUUAACUUCCCUUUCUUGGAUAUGUUGGGCUUGGCCCAAAUCCAUACUAGCCCAACAGGUUGGUUCUGGGCUACAUGGGAUUGGAAUUGGUGCUUUUGGUAUGGACUGGUCCACCAUUUCAUCUUAUCUUGGAAGCCCAUUAGCAAGCCCAUGGUUUGCCACUGCUAAUGUAGCUGCUGGAUAUGUGCUUCUAAUGUAUGUGGUUGUUCCAAUUACAUACUGGCUAAAUAUUUACAAAGCCAAAACAUUUCCCAUAUUCUCAAACCACCUCUUCACAUCAACAGGCUCAAUUUACAAUGUCUCUGCUAUUGUUGACUCAAAUUUUCAUUUCAAUCAGGAGGCUUAUGAUAAACAAGGUCCUCUUUAUCUUAGCACCUUUUUUACCAUGACUUAUGGUGUUGGAUUUGCGGCACUAAGUGCUACCAUUGUGCAUGUAGCACUCUUUCAUGGCAGGGAAAUAUGGGACCAAAGCAAGGCAAGUUUGAAAGAAAAGAAAAUGGACAUACAUACCAAGCUUAUGAGAAGGUACAAGGAAGCCCCUGAUUGGUGGUUUUGGGUCAUCCUUGUGGUAAACAUUGCGGUCGCCAUCUUUGCCUGCGAGUACUACAAAGAACAGCUGCAGUUACCAUGGUGGGGAGUUUUGCUUGCUUGUGCCAUUGCCUUCAUCUUCACACUUCCUAUUGGGGUUAUCACUGCUAUUGCAAAUCAGGCACCACAUUUAAACGUUAUUACUGAGUACAUAAUCGGAUACAUCUACCCUGGAUAUCCAGUUGCAAAUAUGUGCUUCAAGGUUUAUGGAAACAUUAGCAUGAAGCAAGCAGUUACCUUCUUACAAGAUUUUAAACUUGGCCAUUAUAUGAAAAUUCCACCAAGAUCAAUGUUCAUAGCACAGGUAGUAGGAACCCUCAUAUCUAGCUUGGUGUACCUAAGCACGGCAUGGUGGCUAAUGGAAACCAUUCCGGAUAUUUGUGAGAGACAUAACUCGAGCAGCGUGUGGACUUGCCCAGGCGACACUGUCUUCUAUGAUGCCUCAGUUAUCUGGGGUUUGAUCGGACCUCGAAAAAUCUUUGGAGGUGAAGGCAUAUAUGGAGCUGUCAAUUGGUUUUUCUUAGUGGGAGCUAUUGGACCAAUAUUUGUUUGGUUGGCUACAAAAUCAUUUCCUAACCAAGAAUGGAUUAGGCUUAUCAACAUGCCUAUUUUAAUAGGUGCUACAUCGUCAAUGCCACCAGCAACUGCAGUGAAUUACACAACAUGGAUUCUUGUAGGAUUUCUCUCUGGGUAUGUAGCAUUUAGGUAUGCUCCUGAAUGGUGGAAGCGCCAUAACUAUUUGCUUUCUGGGGCACUUGAUGCUGGUUUAGCGUUUAUGGGCGUAGCAUUGUAUCUUUGCUUGGGGUCAGAACAACUUAGUCUUAAUUGGUGGGGAAAUGAGCUUGAUGGAUGCCCUUAUGCAUCUUGCCCAACUGAGAAAGGUGUUGUGGUUUUAGGUUGCCCUGUUGUAGACUAGUCUAGAUAUAUACCGAUAUACGUGAUUUGUAGUGCAAAUGUACAAGCACAAUACAUUCUUUUUGCUAAACAACGUGUAAAAUUAUACAAAGAGGUUGAGGCGUGGUGGCAUAGUGGCAUCACUCCUCAUCUCGUAUCCUGAGGUUUAAGGAUCCAACCUCAUGAAACUCGUUUGAGGAAUUCCCCUUACCCUAUUAAGUGAGUCCCUUCAGGGAAAAAAAUUGAAAAAUUAUACAAAAUAUGUUAGAUUCUUUA